ACGUCCCUCGAGCGGCGUGCCGUAAAAAAACGGGAGAUCGAAGAAAUUUAUGAAGAAAAGCCAAGGGACAGAAUUUCGAUGACAAAAACGGACCAGUUGCAGUAGUUGUAAGGUACAAGUAAUGUUGUCAUGGAUACAGGUGCAGCUUUGAGUAAUGGUGUUGUAGCCCAGCGGCAACAAGCCCUACAGAAAUUUUCUGAUGUCAUAGAUUCAGCAAGCAAAAACCUUGAUGGAAUUUUGAAAGAAAUUGGAUGGAGUAUUGAAGAUCUUCAGACCAAAGAAGCUGAGAUGGUAUGUCCUCUUAACCCAAAUCAUAGAGUGAUUGAGUCCUCUCUUGAAGGUCACAUUGAGAGAUGCAAGUGGGCGAGAGAUGGAUACACCAAGGAAGAAAAGGAUCAUGCAGCAUCUUUGGAGGCCAAUAGCUUCUUCUAUGAAAAUAAAAAGAAUGUUCAUACAGUUGAGCUUGAUAUGAGCAGUCAAAGGGAAAUAAUGUCAAGAUUUGCUGGUCCAUCAGAUAGGACGUUCCCUCGGACAAUGGACCGUCUUGAUGUAGAAUUCAGCCCUGAUGAGAGACUAGCUAUCUAUGAGAAGGUUAGGGAGAAGAGUCAAAUUCAAACACAAGCUGACAUUGAUGACCUAGAGAUAAACCUUGAAACAGAUAAGAAAGAUGAAGAAGACAAGAAGGAGAAAGUGAAAACUCAUUCAGAGGUCCUAGCUGAGAUGAGAGACUACCGACGACGCAGACAGAGCUAUAGAGCUAAGAAUGUCCACAUCACUAAGAAAACCAGAACUGAUAUUAUAAGGGAGAUCAUUGAAUCUAAUAUGAAGUUCUUUGAAGACUCUCCGUCUGCUGUCAAAAAAAAGAGGAAGCUGUCAAAGAAGAAGAGGAAGACAAAAAACAUGAAAGAACUCACUCGAGAUCUAGAGAGGGUAGUACCUCCAGAGAUACAAGGGAUCAUCACCGACGUCGCCGAUCACGGAGCAGGGAUCGAAGCAGAAGAAGAGAUCGGACCAGAUCACAAAGCAAAGAAAGCAAAUCACACCGUCAUAAGCAUCGUCGUCAUAGUAAACAUAAGCAUAAAAGUAGACAUAGAUCACCAUCUAUGGAAGAUAAUGAUUGAUCAGUUAUAGAAUGAUUUCUGAAAUGUUUUUUGUUUCAUAAAAGACUGGCAACUGUUGCAACUUCAGGGGCCUGUUUCAUAAAAGACUGGCAACUGUUGCAACUUUGCCAAUUUGGCAACUCACAUAGAAACCUCAAUUGUGAUUUGCUGCUGAGCCCAGUUGCCAUGGUAGUUGCCAUUAUGGCAAAAUUACAACAGUUGCAAGUCCUUUAUGAAAUGGGCCCAGGUCUUAACAACUAUAGGUGUCUUUAGAACCACAUGUCUGCUUGUUGCAAAUUUUAUAUCAAAUGUUUUCUAAUAAUUAAAGAAAAUGUUGCAGCUAUUUUUUUUUACGAUUAACAUAUAGCUCUCAACCAGAGUCGCAGCUUUGUUAUACCAGUAUUUAUAUUCAUCUGUAUGUGCACUAAUAUGCUGGUAUUACCCAUGUGGAAAAAGAGAAGGAAAUAUAUUCUCCCAUCUUGAGUAAACUUGGGUGGUAUGGUUUUUUUUUUCAGAGAAAACUGUACUCCCUUUAAUUCUUUUAAUUUUUUUUUUCAUUAAAAAACAAAUACCAUCAUAUAAUUUGCAGUUUCAUGUAUACACUGUUAUUUUUUUUCUUAACAUAUAAAAGUAUUUGCCUGCCCGUCCACUUUUAAUUGUAAUUAUUUGUUUACGUUCAUGGUAAUUAUAAUGAAUUCAGUGGUUCAGAGUAAAUGAAUGAAGAAGUAAGAAUUAAUUCUUUAGCAUUUGAUCUAAAUAAAUUCAGCUGCUUAAAAAUUGUGAGUGAAUUAAAUUCAGUUCAAGAAAAAAGUUAGAGAAAGUAGCAUCAUUUGAGUGUAUGUAAUAAGGCCUUUUUAAUAUGGCAUGGCAAACCAAGAAUAUAUUUGCAUGUCAAUGAAUUAUGAAAAGAUCUACAAGUAUAUGCCACCAAGACAGGGCUCACUUUUAUAGUUGCCCGACUGCAAAAACCUGUGAAACAAUUAGAUUAAAUGAUACAGAAAAUAUGUUACAAGGUUGCCAAUGCAACUUUUUUCAGACAUCGCACUGCUUUGAAAUAAUAAGACGCGAUGAAUACAUGCAUGCAAAGUGGGGUGGUUUGAAGUGCUAUAUCUGAAUACUGAGAAUGUGUGUUUGGGAGGGUAGGGUUCCCUGUCAUAUCUCAAUGGGUGGUGGUUCCUAAAGAUCUUUGGAAGUCCCACAUGACUUUAUGUGCAACUGAUGUCCCUUCUUGUGAAAUGCAGCUACUGCUUAUUUUUCCUGUUUUAACACAAAAUUCUUGAUAAGUAACAAACUUUGCAUUCAAACUGUUGGUGUUCAUCCGAACCAUUGUAUCAGUCAAUUUUGGUUAAAAAAAUAAUUUUUUUAGAUUUUUGCAGAAAUCGAAAGUAAAAGUCCCAUUCUAUACAUUUAUUUUAGUUUCUGAGAUCUAUGGGUAUUUUCACAGUGAUGCCAUACAAACUGUUGAUAAAAUGCACAAAUCCCAUUAGAAACAUGUACUGUAGCAAAGCAAAAAACAGCUGCGCGCACUUAAUGAGCGAAAUUGUAAAUGUGUGGUCAGCCAAACUGUCAUAUCGGCACUGCGUUGACUUUGUACGUGAAAAAGCGAUAUGUUUUGACUGAUCGCAUGCAUUGAAAUCACGGUCAGGGUUGUUAUAUCCCUAUGGCGUUUUACAGGGAAAAUCUAAAUCGCUAAAACGAAAAAUUACAAGCAUGUAGCUCUUUUGCAAUAUUUUCUCUGAAUCAUGGUUUUGUGUAAAAAUAAAGAUGCAAUGGUCAAGCAA
This is a messenger RNA of Lytechinus pictus (painted urchin), 2881 nucleotides long. RefSeq names its product U11/U12 small nuclear ribonucleoprotein 48 kDa protein-like. The record is from RefSeq and is a predicted model, not a curated record. NCBI's taxonomy places the organism in Eukaryota, Metazoa, Echinodermata, Echinoidea, Temnopleuroida, Toxopneustidae.